Molecule: messenger RNA, 1057 nt
Organism: Fundulus heteroclitus (mummichog)
Lineage: Eukaryota; Metazoa; Chordata; Actinopteri; Cyprinodontiformes; Fundulidae
Gene: dctn5
Product: dynactin 5
Exons: 6
Coding region: 126-674 (182 amino acids)
Source: RefSeq, a predicted model, not a curated record
AGAAUGAGGCUGCGCAGAACACCGGAAGUGAAAAGGGGCUGAGCGCAGAGCUGGAAAUAAUAAGUACAUGUUAUUGCCAGCUAGUAAUAACUGCUGCCGUUGAUAUUUUUACGUAAUUACUCGCCAUGGAGCUGUCUGAAAUACUGUACAACAAAGCGGAGUACAUCGAGACGGCUUCUGGGAACAAAGUGAGCAGGCAGUCUGUGCUGUGCGGGAGUCAAAACAUCGUUCUGAACGGCAAAACUAUUGUGAUGAACGACUGCAUCAUCAGGGGGGAUCUGGCUAAUGUCAGAGUGGGCAGACACUGUGUCGUGAAAAGCCGGAGUGUCAUCCGACCCCCUUUUAAGAAGUUCAGCAAAGGGGUGGCCUUCUUCCCGCUCCACAUCGGAGAUCACGUCUUCAUCGAGGAGGACUGCGUGGUCAACGCGGCGCAGAUCGGAUCCUACGUCCACAUCGGCAAGAACUGUGUGAUAGGUCGUCGAUGCGUACUGAAAGACUGCUGCAAGAUCCUAGACAACACGGUGCUUCCCCCUGAGACAGUCGUGCCGCCUUUCACAGUCUUCUCCGGAUGUCCAGGUCUGUUUUCAGGAGAGCUCCCAGAGUGCACGCAGGACCUCAUGAUUGACGUCACCAAGAGCUACUACCAGAAGUUCCUGCCUCUCAGCCAGAUCUGAGUCACACCACUGCACUUUAAAGCAGCUCUUUGUUCAGAUGGGCUCCCCGUCGGACUGCAACGGACAUUUGAGAGCUCGUCUUUGUCAUCAAAACGUCACGUUAGGGUAGUAUGCAAUGGGAUUCAGCCACAGACCAAACCUCAACUGACAGAUCUUCAACAAUAUUGGCUGUAAGCCUCCACCUGAGUAGUUUUGCUUUUCAACUAAAAUGGUAUUCUGUAUCUCACUUUGUGGAACCCUUAUUUUUGCCUUUUUAUUGAUUCCGCUCUCGCAGGGUGGCCCUGUGUGCUUUGCAUUUGUCAUCUCUGAAGUUUUACAGUUGUUGCAACAAACACUCGAUUAUUUAAGCCUGUAAAUAAAUGCAAAUGUCAGAAAUUGUCAAA